AUGACUCGAUUAUCAGCGCAGCGAAUGGACCAAACGUCUCCACUCAACACCGGUCAUCACAUCACUCAGCCAUCAACCCACUGGACAAUACGCCUCUACAGGAGAGAAUGCCUCAACCCAGUCCGACCACUCCGCGCAAGUCCGCGAACCUUGCGAUACCCUCCCCGAGAAAUCGUCCUCCAACCCAGUUGCCCAGUCCGUCCCAUGAUUCUUCAACACCAUCCCACUUGA
Messenger RNA from Cladophialophora carrionii CBS 160.54, 231 nucleotides. RefSeq lists its product as uncharacterized. The transcript has a single exon. The coding region runs from base 1 to 231 and encodes 76 amino acids. Lineage: Eukaryota; Fungi; Ascomycota; Eurotiomycetes; Chaetothyriales; Herpotrichiellaceae. The record is from RefSeq and is a predicted model, not a curated record.